This is a messenger RNA of Menidia menidia (Atlantic silverside), 432 nucleotides long. Lineage: Eukaryota; Metazoa; Chordata; Actinopteri; Atheriniformes; Atherinopsidae. The record is from the annotation of a GenBank genome assembly.
AAGCCUCUGGUAGGAGACAUAGUUCAGAUCCGGAAGGAGUACCCUCACCUGGUGGACCGCAGCACGGUGGUCGCUCGCAAGCUGGGGUUCCCAGAGAUCAUCAUGCCCGGAGAUGUUCGCAAUGACAUCUACCUCACCUUACAGGGCGGUGACUUUGACAAAUACAACAAGACGACCCAGAAAAAUGUGGAGGUUAUCAUGUGGGUCUGUGAUGAGGAGGGCAAAGUCAUACAGAACUCCAUCUGUCUGGGAGCUGGAGAUAAGGCAGUUAGUGAAUACCGGUCAGUCAUCUACUACCAGAUCAAACAACCUCGCUGGAUGGAGACAUUUAAGGUGGCAGUACCUCUGGAGGAAAUGCACAGAAUACAUUUGCGCUUCAUGUUCAGACACCGCUCUUCUCAGGAGUGUGAGUAUCGUCCUCAUUGUUUAUAA